Molecule: messenger RNA, 968 nt
Organism: Cinara cedri
Lineage: Eukaryota; Metazoa; Arthropoda; Insecta; Hemiptera; Aphididae
Source: the annotation of a GenBank genome assembly
AUGUACGAAUUCGGAAUUCCAAGUAAGCUUAUUUCCCUGACAAAAGUGUGCAUGAAUGGUACAAAAUAUCAAGUAAGAGUUGAAAACGUACUAUCCGAAGAAUUCCAAGUGGUAACAGGCUUGAAACAGGGUGACGCUCUUUCACCACUACUAUUCAAUAUUGCACUGGAGAAAGUCGUACGGAGUAUACAAAGGGAUAACUAUGGUAUUGACAUCGGCACAAACAAGAUUAGUAUUUUAGGUUUCGCUGAUGAUUUGAAUAUAGUUGGUGAUGAUGGAGAGAGUGUGGCGCAGAGCACCACAACCCUCAUUAACGAAGCAAAAACCAUAGGGCUGAAUGUAAAUGAUAAUAAAACCAAAGUGAUUGAGCUAUUACCAGAAAACAACCAUGUCGACAAUGUAGUGAUUCAAGGACAUACAUUUGAAAAAGUGCAUCAAUUUACAUAUCUGGGGGCCUCUAUCAGUGGUAAUAAUGACUGGUCCAUCGAANUUCUAGAAGAACCAAAGUACAUCUUUACACGGCGAUAAUUAGACUAACGCUAACAUAUGAGUGUGAAGUAUGGCCUUUAACAUUCAAAAUGGAAUAAAAACUUAUGUCGUUCGAAAACAAAAUACUAAGAAUUAUCUGCGGCCCAGUAUAUGACAACGACCUGGGGUGCUGGCGCAGAAGAACGAACAAAGAGACUCGAGAUUUGACAGGAGUACCAAGAAUAACCAACUUUGUAAAAACACAAAGAAUAAAAUGGUUUGGGCACGUGAUGAGAAGGUCAAACUCAGAUUACCUUAAGACGGCGGUCGAAUGGAAACCCACAAGGAAGAGACCGAGAGGACGUCCAAAGAAGCGAUGGAUAGAUGGUAUAAAGCAGGACUUAGAGAAAUUAGGGAUAUCAAAUUGGGAAGACAAGGUACAAAAUCGAGAAGAGUGGAGGGAAGUGUCGUUGGCGGCAAAAACUCUUGAAGAGUUGUGA